This is a messenger RNA of Neogale vison (American mink), 2314 nucleotides long. It is a transcript of the gene MAPK11, whose product is annotated as mitogen-activated protein kinase 11. NCBI's taxonomy places the organism in Eukaryota, Metazoa, Chordata, Mammalia, Carnivora, Mustelidae. Gene Ontology annotation, biological process: intracellular signal transduction; protein phosphorylation. The coding region runs from base 1 to 1095 and encodes 364 amino acids. Gene Ontology annotation, cellular component: cytoplasm; nucleus. The record is from RefSeq and is a predicted model, not a curated record. The transcript is spliced from 12 exons. Gene Ontology annotation, molecular function: MAP kinase activity; ATP binding.
AUGUCGGGCCCGCGCGCAGGCUUCUACCGGCUGGAGCUCAACAAGACCGUGUGGGAGGUGCCGCAGCGGCUGCAGGGGUUGCGCCCCGUGGGCUCCGGCGCCUACGGCUCGGUCUGCUCGGCCUAUGACGCGCGGCUGCGGCAGAAGGUGGCGGUGAAGAAGCUGUCGCGACCCUUCCAGUCGCUGAUCCACGCGCGGAGAACGUACCGCGAGCUGCGGCUGCUCAAGCACCUGAAGCACGAGAACGUCAUCGGGCUGCUGGACGUGUUCACGCCGGCCACCUCCAUUGAGGACUUCAGCGAAGUGUACCUGGUGACCACCCUGAUGGGCGCCGACCUGAACAACAUCGUCAAGUGCCAGGCGCUGAGCGACGAGCACGUCCAGUUCCUGGUUUAUCAGCUGCUGCGCGGGCUGAAGUACAUCCACUCGGCGGGGAUCAUCCACCGGGACCUGAAGCCCAGCAACGUGGCGGUGAACGAGGACUGCGAGCUGCGGAUCCUGGACUUCGGGCUAGCCCGCCAGGCUGAUGAAGAGAUGACCGGCUACGUGGCCACUCGCUGGUACCGGGCCCCCGAGAUCAUGCUGAACUGGAUGCACUACAACCAGACAGUGGACAUCUGGUCUGUGGGCUGCAUAAUGGCUGAGCUGCUCCAGGGAAAGGCCCUCUUCCCAGGAAGUGACUACAUCGACCAGCUGAAGCGAAUCAUGGAAGUGGUGGGCACACCCAGCCCUGAGGUUCUAGCAAAGAUUUCCUCAGAACACGCCCGGACCUACAUCCAGUCCCUGCCCCCCAUGCCCCAGAAGGACCUCAGGAGCAUCUUCCAUGGGGCCAACCCCCUGGCUGUGGACCUCCUGGGAAGGAUGCUGGUGCUGGACAGCGACCAGAGAGUCAGUGCGGCGGAGGCCCUGGCCCAUGCCUACUUCAGCCAGUACCAUGACCCCGAUGACGAACCUGAGGCCGAGCCCUAUGACGAGAGCGUUGAGGCCAAGGAGCGCACCGUGGAGGAGUGGAAGGAGCUCACCUACCAGGAAGUUCUCAGCUUCAAGCCCGCAGAGCCACCGCAGUCUCCCGGCAGCCUGGAGAUUGAGCAGUGAGGACGCGUGCCUGCUGGCCCCUGGGACUGGCGGACGGGCAGGAGCAUGCCGGCUGGAUUCCCACAAGGGCCGCCUCCCAGCACCACUGGGGCCAGCACCCUGAGCCUAGCUGGGGCUCCCUCGCCUGCACGCUGCCCCUCGUGGGCAGUCUGUACGCAUGUGAACGCACAAGCGUGGGCAUGGGUGCAAGCCGCGACUGCAGGAGUCCAGACAGAGCACCCUGGACUUCCUCAGUCCUCUGCCUCCUCCCAACCACCUGGGUCUCCUGUAGGACCUCAUCUGGAAGCCUUGGGGUUCCCCUGGGGAGUAUGUCUGUCUCCAGACCUCCUCGGUCCCAGAGGGCUGUCUCUGGAGGGCGUGGUGCCCUGGGGCCAGGCCCUCUGGAGACUGAAGGGAGGGUCUUGGUUGUCAGAGCCUCUCAACCUGGAAGGGGCGGCAGUCCUGGGAUGUGCUAAGACUCUGAAGAUCUGAAAGCUGAGACCAUCACCACGUAUCCGAUGAGAAGACCAUCCUGGAGCCCCGUGUUCCCCUGGGCCAUAUGUGGCACAUGCAUACUAAUGCGUGCUCCCGGUACUGACAUGUCAAGGCGCGUGUGAAUCUGGGGGGGCCUGAGAGCCAGCCGCCAUGAGCAGCUGGAAGCCUGAAGUGAGGUGCCUCUGCUGUUACUUCCCUUCCCUCAGUUCCUGGUUGGGGGUGGGCUGGGGCGCUGCCGCUGAGAUCCUGGGUGCGCCAUGCCAGGGGCUCUGGUGGACAAGGGACAACCAGGGAACAAAAGCCAGGGCUUUCUCCUGGAGUGCGGGGGCUGCAGCAGAUGUGAAGAGGUGGUUGGUACAGGGGGCUCCAAGCUUGAUGCUGGUGGGGGGUGGAGGGGCACACCCAGUGUGCCCUUGGACUCAGACCCUGACCUUGGCCAGGAGCUGAUGAAGAAGCCUCUGCCUGCUCUCGCUCUACCUCGGCCCUCCUCCGGCCCUGCAGCUGAGCCCUGGACUGUUCUGCCCUGUGGUCCGCUUGCCUCCUUCCUCCUUCCAGAAUGGAGCUGGUCCAGUAACCGGUGGACAUGACCCUAUUCAAGAUGUUGGGGGAGUGGGUCCCCCAGCGAGGGGCUUCUCUUUGAGGAGGUGGUGUCCUGUGUGUCAGGUGGUGACCCCCCACCUUGCAGAGGUCUCAGCGUCAAGUGCCUGCACCGGGGUUUCACAAUAAAGGGGUUCUCUCCCACUCA